Messenger RNA from Jaculus jaculus (lesser Egyptian jerboa), 3750 nucleotides. It is a transcript of the gene Zc3h7a, whose product is annotated as zinc finger CCCH-type containing 7A. The transcript has 23 exons. Lineage: Eukaryota; Metazoa; Chordata; Mammalia; Rodentia; Dipodidae. Gene Ontology annotation, biological process: miRNA processing. Gene Ontology annotation, molecular function: protein binding; metal ion binding; miRNA binding. The coding region runs from base 124 to 3036 and encodes 970 amino acids. The record is from RefSeq and is a predicted model, not a curated record.
GGCCUGCGCCGCCGCCUCCGCCGCCUCCUCCUCCUCCUCCUCCUCCUCCUCCGCGCUGCCCUCGCCGCCCGGUGCGCCAUUUCCCGCAGAUUGCUCAUCUCGCAAGUGGAUGUGUGGGGUAACAUGUCCAGCGUGUCUGAGGAGAGACGGAAAAGGCAGCAGCACAUUCAGGAAGGACUGCAGUUCAUCCAGUCUCCACUGUCAUAUCCUGGGACCCAGGAACAAUAUGCGGUAUAUUUGCAUGCUCUUGUGAGAAACCUUUUUAAUGAAGGAAAUGAUGCUUAUCGGGAACAUGAUUGGAAUGGCUCAAUAAGCCAGUACACGGAAGCUUUGAAUAUAGCUAAUUAUGCAAAGUCUGAAGAAAUUUUAAUUCCUAAAGAAAUCAUUGAAAAACUGCAUAUAAAUCGUAUUGCCUGCUAUUCUAAUAUGGGCUUCCAUGAGGAAGUUUUAGAAGACUGCAAUACUGUCCUUAGUUUGAAUGCCAGUAACUGCAAGGCUCUGUAUCGGAGAUCUAAAGCUUUAAAUGACUUAGGGCGAUACAAAGAGGCUUAUGACGCAGUAGCAAAGUGCUCCUUAGCAGUCCCUCAGGAUGAACAUGUAAUAAAACUGACUCAAGAAUUAGCUCAGAAAUUGGGAUUUAAAAUAAGGAAAGCAUAUGUUAGAGCUGAGCUCUCAUUGAAAACAGCUCCUGGGGAUGGAACUGCCCAGGUUGUGAAUUCUGUAGAGGAUAUUGAGCCAGAUUUGGUAACCCCGAGGCAAGAAGGACAUCCACUUGUCUCCCUGCCUGCAUCUAGUUUUUCUCAUGACAUUGGGAGUGACCCGGCUUCAGUUCCUGUUAUGCCUUUAACUUCUGUUUUGUCACUGCAAGUGGAUGAGAGUGCUCUGCCAUCCACAGUGUUGGCAAAUGGGGGCAAGAUCCCCUUCACCAUGUCUGAGCCUUUCCUGGAUGAUGGAGACAUGGUCCUUGGGGACGAGAUAGACGACCUCCUUGAUUCUGCUCCAGAAGCAAAUGAUGCUGUUAUGCCCUCGGCUUUGGUCAGAGGAUCCCUCCCGACAGCCAGUGUUUCUCCUAGUUUGCCCUUCUCCACAGCCCUGCUAGGAACCUUGCCUAUUGGUGCGAGGUAUGCUUCUCCGCCCUCCUUUGCAGAGUUGUACCCUCCUCUGGCCUCAUCCUUGGAAGAUUUUUGUUCAUCGUUAAGUUCAUUUUCAGUGAAUGAAUCCAAACGAGAUCUGUCCAUCUCCACUUCUAGAGAGGGAACAACGCUUAACAACAGUAAUUCUUCCCUUUUACUUAUGAAUGGGCCAGGUAGUUUGUUUGCUUCUGAGAGCUUCCUGGGAAUUUCAAGUCAGUCUAGAAAUGAAUUUGGAAACUUUUUUGGAAGUGCGAUUACUAAACCAUCCUCAGCAGUGACUCCAAGACAUCCCCUUGAAGGAACCCAUGAGUUGAGACAAGCUUGCCAGAUCUGCUUCAUAAAAUCAGGCCCCAAGUUAAUGGAUUUUAUUUAUCAUGCAAAUAUAGAUCAUAAAUGUAAGAAAGAUAUUUUAAUUGGUAGAAUAAAGAAUAUUGAAGAUAAAUCAUGGAAAAAAAUACGUCCAAGACCAACAAAAACAAAUUAUGAAGGACCAUAUUAUAUAUGUAAAGAUGUUGCUGCUGAGGAAGAGUGUCGGUAUUCCGGCCACUGCACCUUUGCAUACUGCCAAGAGGAAAUAGACGUGUGGACCCUGGAAAGAAAGGGGGCAUUCAGCCGUGAGGCUUUCUUUGGUGGCAAUGGAAAAGUCAACCUUACUGUGGUCAAACUUCUCCAAGAGCAUCUUGGGGAAUUUAUAUUCCUUUGUGAGAAAUGUUUUGAUCAUAAGCCUAGAAUGAUAAGUAAAAGAAAUAAAGAUAAUUCCACUGCUUGUUCUCACCCGGUUACAAAGCAUGAAUUUGAAGACAAUAAGUGCCUUGUCCACAUUUUGCGAGAGACAACAGUAAAAUAUUCCAAAAUACGCUCUUUUCAUAGUCAAUGUCAGCUUGAUUUGUGUCGACAUGAGGUUCGAUAUGGCUGCUUAAGGGAAGAUGAGUGCUUUUAUGCCCAUAGUCUUAUUGAAUUGAAAGUCUGGAUAAUGCAGAAUGAAACAGGCAUCUCACAUGAUGAUAUUGCUCAAGAAUCUAAGCAAUAUUGGCGAAAUUUAGGAGCGAGCGCACCUGGAGCUCAGGUAUUUGGCAAUCAAAUAAUGCCUGGAUCUCUUAACAUGGAGAUAAAAUUUGUAUGUGCUCAGUGUCUGAGAAAUGGCCAAGUCAUUGAACCAGACAAAAACAGAAAAUAUUGUAGUGCAAAAGCAAGACAUUCGUGGACCAAAGAACGUCGUGCGAUGCGAGCGAUGUCUUUUGAACGUAAGAAGUGGAUGAACAUCCGUCCUCUCCCCACAAAGAAACAAAUGCCUUUACAGUUUGAUCUGUGCAACCAUAUUGCUUCUGGGAAGAAAUGUCAGUAUGUUGGGAAUUGUUCCUUUGCUCAUAGUCCUGAGGAGCGAGAAGUGUGGACCUACAUGAAGGAUAAUGGGAUACAAGAUAUAGAGCAAUUUUAUGAACUCUGGCUAAAGAGUCAAAAAAACGAAAAAAAUGACGAUGUAGCCAGUCAGUCAAACAGAGAAAAUGGAAAACAAAUUCACAUGCCAACAGAUUAUGCUGAAGUUACUGUGGACUUUCACUGCUGGAUGUGUGGGAAGAACUGCAACAGUGAGAAACAGUGGCAGGGCCACAUCUCUUCUGAGAAGCACAAGGAGAAGGUCUUCCACACCGAGGACGACCAGUACUGCUGGCAGCACCGCUUCCCAACAGGGUACUUCAGUAUCUGUGAGAGGUACGUGAAUGGCGCCUGCCCGGAAGGAGGCAGCUGUAGAUUUGCCCAUGGAAGUGCUGAGCUGCGCGAGUGGGAAGAAAGAAGAAGUGCCCUAAGGAUGAAGCUCAGCAAAGCACGGAAAGAUCACUUAAUUGCCCCAAAUGAUAAUGACUUUGGAAAAUAUAGUUUUUUGUUUAAAGAUUUAAACUAAUAUGCUGGCUUUUAUGUAACCUAAUCAGAGCAUUGACCAGAAAACAAUUGGAAGUGUUGUAAGGCACAUAGCUGAGGAGCCGCAGAUUUUCUGCUUGUAUUGGCGUAUAUCGUUCCUCCUGAGCAGCAACCCACAGUAGGUAGGAAAUAGCUGUUCAACAGGCCUGGCCAAGCCCUCAGGAGCCAUUGGCAUCACAUGGCCAAGUGACUGCUACCUGGUUGCCAUCUGUUGAACACUUUUGGAUGGAGUGUGUUGGGAAGAAAGAUAAUGUUAUGUUAGGACAGCUCUUUGAGUUAGUCCAUCACAUAAGAACCCCGACGGGAAGAGGAUAAACAUAUGUACUGGGAUCAGAGUACGUGAUGGAUGAAAUUCUUGACACGUCUCAGCAGAAUGAACUUAUUUCAUAUAAUAAAGUUUGCUACUUAUCUGUACGUAGGUUGCUAAAAAGGAUUUUCUUAACUCAGAUUUUAAGCCAAAUAACCAUUUAACACUAGUAUAUGUUAAAUGGGGUAUUUUUCUGUAUUUAUAUGUUUCACUGUGAUAAGGAAACAGGAUUAUGUGCAUUGAGAAUAUUUCAAAAAAUAAUCAAUUGACUCAAAUUUUAUUUCUUGGUCUUUUGCUGUUUAAAUGAUGAUUUUGGAGAUUAAAUGUGUACUGUUGUUAUUAUGUAGUGUAUGGACCAAUAAUGCCUGUAAUAAAAAGAGUUUAUAUACA